AGUUGGCCUUCAAAGUACACUUCACCUUUGCUCUCGUGCCCCAGUCUGGUACUGCCGGUUCCAACGGCUUUGCAUUUGUGAUCGCAGCAAAGCCCAAGGUGGGGAAGCCUGGUGGUGUGGGGUAUAGAGGAGUGGGACCUAGGAGCAUGGCUGUUGUCUUCAGCACACUUCCGACUGAUAUGGGUGAACAGCACGUGGUGCUGAGUGUCAACGGCACAGAGGAACCCUUGGUCAAGGAGGUGUCACCAUUCACUUUCACAGAUGGCAGUGUAUACACUGUGUGGGUGGAUUAUGAGCCUCGGAAUCCCAGCAGCAUUCAAGUGUUCCUGGCGGAUUCAAAGAUGAAGCCAGAGGAGCCACUGCUGCAGGGGAAGGUGUCGCUGUGUGCGGUGCUGCAGCCUGGAGUGAAGCAGACGGCGUUCUCAUUUGGUUUUGUGGCGUCCACCACUGUGAAGCCCUUCCAGCUGCAAGGCAUUUACUCCUCCGCUGUGCAAACAGGCAAGGUUAUUUCGGCAGGCGCUCCUUUACCCAAGCCAGUCCAGUCCAAUGAGCAAGCUUCACCUUGCUUCACUGCCGCCUUCCUCUCAGAUGCGUGCUGGGCGUAUGCGGUGGUGGCGAGUGUGGAGGCGGCAUACGGCAUUGCAAAGCAGCAGAGCGCUCCCCGGCUGGCUGUGGAGGCGCUCUUUGCGCUCAUGGGGCUCUCCGACUCUGACAAGUGCUCCGCUGGCGGCUCCCCCACGCAGGCCUUUGAGAAGCUUGUGGCACUUGAUGCCACCAGUGGGCUCACAGGGGCCAGCGACCCGGCAACUACAUACCCGGUGCAGGCGUUUGAGCGAGCGCAGUUCAAGGGGUAUGUGGGUCUCAUGCUGGCAGUGCAGCGGCAGCCAGUGUUGGUUCACAUCGAGGCAUCUCCAACCUUCAUGCGGUAUGAUGGGGAUCCUGGUUGCUACACAGGCAAUCUCAACCAUGUUGUACUCGUUAUUGGCUACUUCAUUACAAGAAAUGAUGGCAGCCAGAACCGCAUUGCUCCUCCGUUUUGGAUCAUCCGCAACUCGUGGGGAGAGGAUUGGGGCAACAAGGGCCACAUGCGCAUGGACAUUCAGGGAGGGGACGGCGUGUGUGGCAUCAACGUGCUGCCUGGCAUCUACCCCAUUGUAAAGAUUCCAGGGGACCCCUGCGGAGAAAGGAGCUACAAGGGCGAUGGGGAUUUGCAGCCCAGCAUGAACCCGUGUGGCAGAGGUCCCCCAGAGGUGGCUGGGAGUGUGCAGACCUUAUACCCUUUUUAUUCCCGAAUAUUUCCCCUCACUUUCAUCAUAGUAACCAUGCUUGUCUUAACUCUCUGUACUAUCUGCCUCCUCGAUACGCGUGUGGCAGUGGACGUGUGUGGGUCAUACUUCAAGAACCCCUGCUACGUGGGAGCAUGCAUCAACGAUGGCAAGGGCUCUUACUCUUGCAUUUGCCCUCCCAACCACGUUCAAAGCACAACAGUUGACGGUUUCCCCACCUGCGAUCCAACUAACACCACGGCCACCACAGUGACAGUCAGUGGAGACAACUGGUGGUGCUCAGAUGUUCAUCCGCUUAUUGGCCUCUCACUGACUGACUUCACAGACCAAAACAGAGGCAUUGACUGCAGCCAGCCAUUGCCCAAGGGAAGUGUCCUUCAGCUGGCUAAUACUCCUGCCACACCAUGCACUGCUUUCUUCUACUCCCUCAAUGGGGACACCUGUGCAUCCAUCAGCACAUCGCUCAACUUCAAUUACGGAAGUCUCACAACUCUCAACCCCGGCCUUGACUGCUCCAAGCCCAUCAAGGCGGGCCGCUCUGUGUGCGUCGAGCGCAGUGCUUCCUUUGCAUUCACGGUGCCUGAGUGUGUGAGAUACGGCACGCUCACACCUCGAGACACGUGCGAGCAGCUGCUUCAAAGGACCAGCAAGAGCGUGCCCCCUGCGGAAGCCAAUCCCAAUGACAAUUCACAAGGGGGUGCCAGUGAGAAUCCAUGGGCUGCGCUGUACCGCAACAAUCCCGGCCUCACUUGCUCCAACACCAUCCCUUCCUCUGCCUCCGCUAUCGGCAGCAAUAUUGGUGUGCAGGUUUGCCUCAGGGCAGAGUAUUGGUCGUUCACGAUGGGUUUAUGCAAGAAGGGUAGGGCCAAGCCUGUGCAGCGGUCAAUGGCGUGCUCAGCUGCUUACAGCUUCUACGGUGGGGCUACCUCAAAAGGAAUCACACGUUUUUAUGAGUACAAUGGUAGGCCUUGCUCUGGAACUGUAGCAGAGAAGUCUAUUUGCGUGCCAUCGUAA
Closterium sp. NIES-65 is the source of this 2300-nucleotide messenger RNA. NCBI's taxonomy places the organism in Eukaryota, Viridiplantae, Streptophyta, Zygnematophyceae, Desmidiales, Closteriaceae. The record is from the annotation of a GenBank genome assembly.